Messenger RNA from Anopheles nili, 1887 nucleotides. Its product is annotated as alkylated DNA repair protein alkB homolog 8. The transcript is spliced from 3 exons. Gene Ontology annotation, molecular function: tRNA binding; S-adenosylmethionine-dependent methyltransferase activity. The record is from RefSeq and is a predicted model, not a curated record. Gene Ontology annotation, cellular component: nucleus; cytoplasm. Bases 1 to 1887 code for a protein of 628 amino acids. NCBI's taxonomy places the organism in Eukaryota, Metazoa, Arthropoda, Insecta, Diptera, Culicidae. Gene Ontology annotation, biological process: tRNA wobble uridine modification.
AUGACUUUAUCUAAAAGCGUGGAGAGGAAAAUUUACAAGAAAAUCAAGAGGUGCCAAUUGUUAAUCGAGAAAGAUGCCUCAGUUUUAUUCAGCAAAGAGUCGACAGAGUACAUUGUGGUUUGCAAUGCUGGCCUUUCGACAGGAUUACAGCAAGAGGUUCUUCUAAAAGCAGCGCUCAAGCAUGGCCCCGUUCAAAAGGUUUUGUUUCCACUCGGUAAAUCUUAUUGUUUUCUGCAAUGUUUAUCAAAAAGUGCAGCAGAAGCCAUCUACACAGCUCUCAAUGGAACGUGUGCUUUAGGCCAAGACGGAGCAGUGGUAUUAUUGGCAUUCUGCAACGAAAUUCCGAGCUGCCGAUACGAUCUCUGGAGCAAUGAACUUCCGAAUGGUCUUCUCGUAGAGCGCGAGUUUGUAAAUGGAGAAAUGGAAAAGGCGUUGUUAGAAGCUAUCAACAGCGAUCAGUCCGAAAAAAGCAAAGAGCAGCUUGCCAAUACCUUGAAGCACCGUAAAGUACAUCAUUACGGCUACGAAUUUAUUUAUGGAACCAAUAAUGUGGACAAAAAAAAACCAUUAGAACGCAAAAUACCUUCGAUUUGCAAUGAGCUGUGGGAACGGCUGCGCGACUUGCAUCCCCAUCUAAAGGGGUAUCUUCCGGAUCAACUUACGGUUAACCAGUACGAGCCUGGUCAAGGCAUACCACCCCACGUGGACACCCACAGUGCCUUUGCUGAUCCGAUACUUUCGCUUUCGCUCGGUAGUGAUGUUGUGAUGGAAUUCAAACAUCCUUCUUCUGGUAAGCAAGUGUGCGUGGAUUUACCCGCCAGGUCACUGUUAAUCAUGUCCGGGGAGAGUAGAUACGAUUGGAUGCACGGUAUAACACCCCGCAAGAUGGACACUAUUCCGGCCGAACUUCAAGGCGGACUGACCACGCGCAAGAGGGAGUUUCGAGUGUCGAUGACUUUUCGCAAGAUAAACCCAGAUGUUCGUUGCAGCUGUGUGUAUCCCAGCUUGUGUGACACGGCUCUCCAAUCUUCUGAGAAAUCAGCAUGCUUACUCGAAACUCACGCAGUACAGGUAGAGGCUGAAAAUGUGCACCGGGUUUAUAACGAGAUAGCAAAACAUUUCAGCGAUACCCGGCAUUCACCGUGGCCAAGAGUAGAGUCCUUUGUCCGAUCGUUGCCUACAGGUGCGGUUUUGCUGGACGUUGGAUGUGGAAACGGCAAAUACCUCGCAUCGAACGAACGAGCGCUUUUGCUAGGUUGUGAUCGCAGUGCAGGUUUACUGCAAGUUUGUGCCGAGCGGGGCUUUGGUGUAUUCCAGUGCGAUUGCCUUGCAAUUCCUUUCCGGAACGAUUCGGUCGAUGCUUGUAUCAGCAUUGCGGUGAUACACCAUUUAGCGACCGAUAAGCGAAGGGAGCAAGCAAUUUCAGAAAUGGUGCGAGUUCUUCGGCCUGGUGGUAGAGCUCUCAUCUACGUUUGGGCUAAGAACCAAGAAGUAAAUGCAAAAAAAUCAAGCUACCUCCGGCAGAACAAGCACAAUAACAAGCUACAAAACACUGAGAACGAUUCGUAUCAAGGCGAAAACGCAAUCGAACGGAUGGAAAAGGCUGUUACUGGAGCGAGCGAUUGCACGUUACCCGUACAUACAAAUAGAACGAAAUUCCAGCAUCAGGACCUGCUGGUACCAUGGAAACUACGGGCAUCAAGUGAUUCAAUGAAUAAGUCUACCUUCCUGCGGUACUACCACGUGUUCGAAGAGCGCGAGCUGGAGCAGCUCUGUCUCUCAGCGGAUGCUAAAGGUCUCGUCAAAUUGAUUGAAAGCUACUACGAUCAGGGAAACUGGUGUGUAAUGUUGGAAAAGGCAGUUGAUAAAACAAUAAACUCAAACUAA